AUGCUCUUCACUCGCACCGCCUUUCUGGCGGCUUUGGCUAGCUAUGCCUACGCCCAAACCUCGACUGACUGCAACCCGUUGAACACAACAUGUCCCGCCGAUCCCGCACUCGGUACCGAGCACACCUGGAACUUCAACACGACGUUGGACGACAAGGUCUGGGAUAUGCAAACCGGAGACUACGAAUACGGUGACGAUGGUGCUGAAUUCACCUUGUCCGGCGAAGGAACCUCCACCCUCCUUUCAUCGAACUUCUACAUCUUCUUCGGUGUCGUCGAAUCCCACGUUAAGAUGGCCAAGGGUGCCGGUCUCGUCAGCAGUGUCGUCUUGGAGUCCGAUGACCUUGACGAGGUUGAUUGGGAAUGGGUUGGAUACAACACCAGCGAGGUGCAAUCCAACUUCUUCGGCAAGGGUAAUGAUUCUUCGUUCGAUCGUGGUGGUAACCACUACGUGGCGAACGCCGACACCGAGUUCCACAACUACACCACCUACUGGGAUGAGGAGAAGCUGCAAUGGUGGAUCGACGGAGACAUGGUGCGCGAGCUGAAGUACGACGACAAGGGUACUGUGGGCGGAACAAACUAUCCUCAGACCCCCUGUCGGGUUAAGUUCAGUCUCUGGCCUGCCGGUACCAAGAAGGCUGCCCAAGGUACCAUUGAUUGGGCUGGUGGUCUGGUCGAUUGGGAUGACGCUCCCUUCACCAUGGUGCUCGGAAAACUCCGUGUCAAGGACUUCCACUCUGGCAAGGAGUACACUUACGGAGACCACUCGGGUUCCUUUGACAGCAUUAAGGUUGCGGAUGGAAACUCUACCGUCCUGGAAGAACUAAACAAGCCCCCUCCUAAGAGCACCGCCGAGAAGUGGAAUGACCUAGGCCAGGGUGCUCACAUCGGAAUCUACUGUGGUGCCGCUGCUGCCUGCGCCAUCGCCAUCGCCGGAUUCUUGGUCUUCUGCCUGCGCCAGCGCCGCAAGGGUCGUCUCGAGCACGCCCUUGACAACAACCAGUACGCCGAGAACCGCAAUGAGAUGCAGAACUUCCAGAACGACUGGAAAGCUAGCGAGUUCAAGAACGGUGGCUACAAGCAAGUCAACAAUUAG
Messenger RNA from Penicillium olsonii, 1098 nucleotides. Lineage: Eukaryota; Fungi; Ascomycota; Eurotiomycetes; Eurotiales; Aspergillaceae. The record is from the annotation of a GenBank genome assembly.